Messenger RNA from Labrus bergylta (ballan wrasse), 4858 nucleotides. The record is from RefSeq and is a predicted model, not a curated record. NCBI's taxonomy places the organism in Eukaryota, Metazoa, Chordata, Actinopteri, Labriformes, Labridae.
GUCUCUCCGUCUGUCCCUCAGGUCUGGACGACAGCCUGCAGCAGUACAUCCCGUCCUUCCAGCGGCAGCAGGUGGACGGGGAGAAGCUGCUCAGGAUGUCCCACCAGGAGCUGCUGUCUCUGGGCGUGUCGAGGGUGGGACACCAGGAGCUGAUGCAGGAGGCCGUGGAUCUGCUCUGUGCACUGAAUCACGGUGUGGAGUCUGACAACCUGAAGACUCUGGUGGGGAAGAUGAGAGCGGCUCAUCACAACCUGAACAGCUCGGUGUCGCAGCGCAGAAAGAACCCCAUCUACAACAGCAAGAUCUCCCACCAGCCCUCCAACGAGUUCCUGACCGCCGUGAUGGAGCUCAUCGGAGCCGCCAAGAGUCUGCUGGGCUGGCUGGACAGGACGCCUCUGACGAGCGCCAACGACUUCACCUCCACCAAAAGCCGAAUCAUCCACCUGUGUCUGGAGCUCACCUCCACCGUGCAGAAGGACUGUACUGUUUAUGAGAUUGAGGAGAAGAUUCUGGAAGUGUCUCGAGCUCUGAACGGCGUCUGUGAGAAGACGGUGCAGGCGACCUCUGACCCCUCAAAGAGUGACAUGUCCUGUCUGGAGGAGGUGCACAUCAUCAACGUGAAGCCCGGAGAGGGACUGGGUAUAUACAUCAAGUCCACCUACGACGGGCUCCACGUCAUCACAGGAACAACAGAGAAUUCUCCUGCAGAUAAAACUCAGAGGAUUCAUGCUGGAGAUGAAGUGGUUCAGGUCAACAGACAGACAGUGGUGGGCUGGCAGCUGAAGCACCUGGUGGAGAAGCUGAGGGCCGAGUCUGGAGGCGUGGUCAUAGUGGUGAAGAAGAGGCCGUCGGGGAUAUCUGGUGGCUUCACAGCCGCUCCGCUGAAGAACCUGCGCUGGAGACCGCCCAGCGUACAGAUGCCUCAGGGAGUUCCAGGUCUUAUCAAAUGUCCGCAGCCAGAACCAUCAGACGCUCCUGUGAAGAGAGGAAAGACCACUUUGCUGGACUUGUACGUCCCUCCUCCCCCCGCAGCACCGUACAAACCACUAGACGCCAACAUGAACGUGUCGCCAUGUGUCAAAAUGCGACCCAAGUCUCCGAACUCGUGUCUGGACGCAGACACACGGAGACGCUCCAGUGUUACUGACAACAAGAAGACGCCGUCUGUCAGCCCCCCAGCUCAAGUCAACAAAGCGGUCCCCCUCAGACAGCACUCCUCUGCUCGCUGUAAACCCCGACCCGUCUCCAUGCCUGUAGAGAUUUCAGGAGUGUCCGACUUUUCCUCCAAACCCGGUGUGAAGGGACGUAAAGGUAACAGCGUUCUGCACAGAUAUCUGAGUAACGAGGGGAUCAGCACCAUCACGGAGGAGGAGCCGUGUUACCCUCUGCCGUACCGAGGACACCCGUCUGUCCGCGGCGUCGACCACAUCAGAGGCAGCCAGUGCUUCGUUAACGCCGACCUGCACAACAGCGCCACCAUCCCUUACCAGGAAGCAGCGUCCAAAAAGUCCUCGCCCUCCAGCUCUGCUGCUGUAAACAAACAGUCCACGUCGCUGCUCGGAGGUUUGCUGGCUCGUCUCAGGCUGCUCAGCCACUGACGGAGGCUGAUCGUGGUUUCAAAUCUCUCAUCCGGCUCCAUCAGGGGGGAAGGAGUUUUUUUAUUCUGAACUUCAUGAAGUUGACUGGAAAAAAUUUUCUGUGAGUUUAAGGCCUUGAAGAACUAAAGAUUUUAGUUUGGCAAAUACUUAAAAAAACUGAAAAACUGGAGAUCACGGAAAACAACGUCUGGACUGAAUCAAAGAUCUGAUGGUGGAAGAUUUUCUACAAAAAAAACUAUUCUGUGUCCAUAUUUACCAUGCCAGAUUUCUCUUACUCAGGACUUUCUGGGGUUCAGUUAUCACCACAAACUUCAAACCAGAAAGUCCACGGUCAUCCUUCAAAGUUGAAUUUCAAUGCAGACCUCUGACAGCUGUUUACUCAAAAGUUAACCCUUUAAAGGUGAAUGCUUUAAGGACCAGUGUGUAAAAUAUAGGGGGUCUAUUGGCUGAAAUGUAAAAUAAGGUUUUAGAUCAAGUGUUUUUGACAUGAAAAUAAGUAAUGUUGUGGUUUUGUUACUUUGCUUGAUUCUUUUGGGCCACUGUAGAAACAUGGUGGAUUGCAGAAAUGAAGAAAUCCUUCCAAACACUGGCUCUAGUGGCGACCUUUAGCUUUACAAGUUUUCAGUCACUGCAGGCCGUCCCACAAACUUGUGAAGGGGAGGGUGUUACCAUGUCGUUGCUGACUCUGGAUGCUUGAAGUCCCUCUUGCUGCACCUUUAAGCGCCUCAUGAAAACCUUCAUCCUCUGUGAAGCCUCUGGGAUUUCUCUCUCUCAGUGUUUUGAAAAACAUUUCUUCCACAUGCAUCAAUCACUGGAUUAGAGUUAAAAAUAUCUUUCAAUACUUCUGUCAAAACAAACACACAUCUCAAAUGUUCAGCCUUAGAGCCUUAAAGACACUGGAGAAGAAUUUAUCAGCUGAAACCUCGACGUCUUGAACCGACUCUCUCUGGAACAUUUGGACUUUUUCUCUUUGCUGCUGAAGAGUACGAGUAGGAAAUCCAACAGUCGUUAAAUUAUUCACUGAAGUAUCAAUACAUCUAUAACGGCUCACCAGUGGCUCUCAGCUGGUCGAGCCCCAGAGCCAACCACCCACUCCUCAAUGACAACUUUAUUUCAACCAAUCAGAUUUCUUUAAUGAAACAUGGUGCAGUUUGGACCUCAGACGCUACAUUAAUCUGACCCAUGACCCACUUUUGGAUCCAGAUCCACCACUUAAGAACCACUUUUCUUAUAUGUAUAAAGUUAUUUUUGACGCUUUGCUCAAUGGACAUUUCAAUUACAAAGUUUUAACAAACUUAUCCUUUAUACAGAAAGAUUAACUUGAGGGGGAAAAAAACAUCGGAUAACAUUUAACUUUCAGCUUGUGUUGAGACGAGCAUUUGUUUUAUUUGUGCUUUAACCAUUUUAAGCCUUUUAAUCGUUCAAAAAAAGUGUUCAAAUAACCAUAAAUCUCAGCUGAAGGCCGUCUGAAUCUGCUGAAAAUGAAGCUGGUUUUUGUUUUCGACAAAUUUUUUUCUCAUUUUUAUAUAAAAAAAAGACAUUAAGCAGAAUCAGAAUCAUUUAAAUCCAAACCAUCCAAAAACGCUCGACAUCAAAAUUCAGCAUUGAGCAAAAAACUCAAAGCUCAGUGUUUUUGUCAUCUGAAAAUAAUGAAGCGUUUCUAAACUUCACUGCUGCAAUGUUUCUCUUAAACUCAGGAGCUCUUAGUGCCUCUCAUCUCAAGAAUCAUUACUAGAGGUUAGUGUGUGUGAUUCUUUGUACAUAUGUUUAUAGAUUGUUUUUAUCACCGCAGACCAAAUUAUUCAUUUAUCACAGAAAGGAUUUUUCUUUUCAGAGUUCAAAAGCAAAUCAAAGCAAAUCCGAAUACAAGAGGUCAACGUGGUUACUGAGUAUUUUUAAACCUUUUGAAGUCUUGAUACGACAUUAUAUUAUAUUAACUUGUUUUUAAAGUGCAGAUACUAAAUACUCUAAACAAGUAAUACAUAUAAUGAUACAUAAUUGUGAGUUUACCAACAAGAUUUCAUUUGAAAAACAAUAUAAGAAGACAGUCAAAUAAAAAUUUGGUGGAAAUAAAAAAGGAUAUUAUCCAACUCCACUGGUGGAGAGAACAUUUCAGGAAUUUUGCUCAUAUUUUUUCUUUAAAGACUUAGUAUGCGACUUCCAGAGCAGCCUUUUAGACCAAAACAAACGCUCUUUGGCCCCUCCUCCUUCAUCCCUCAGCUCUCCCUUCCCCUCCUAUUUCCACUCUUCCCCCGCCCCUCUCUUCCUGAUUUGAAAGCGAGUAUCUGAGAGACGGAGAGUAGCAGACAAGUUCUGAUAAACAUGUGGGCCAUAGAAAGGUGUAUCUUUGGUGAGGAAAAUCUGUUGGUUCUCCUUCAGUUGUACUCUUGCGAUGACGUCUCACCAUCAUGCCCGCUGCCACAGCGUCCCUGAGUUGGCUGUGCAAUCUCUCCUCACCCACAUGAAGGCAGAAAUAAUGACCAGAGAGGGAGGGGUUCACAGGAAAACAAAAACCAUGUAUGCAAAACGUUUAAAACCCCAUGCUGUACUUUGAAGGCUUUACCUUAAAUAUCCUUUGGCAGAGUUGUCCGUUGGAAGCUGCUCAACAUUUCAGGUAAAUAACUGAUCGUAAAUAUUUCAGGUGUGGCAUACUGCACUGUACUUAAAACGCCAGUGGUCCCUCUGAAUGUUCUCUGAAGAACGCCUGAGUGUUUGAGGUUUCUUGUUGAACCGUUGUUGAAAAACUCUGUGAAGGAGUUCCUCAGGGAAGCGUUCUGGAUCCUCUGAUGUUUUGAUAAUCUUUUCUAAAGAGUGUUUCUGAUUCAUGUUAGGUGCCUUUAUACUAACAGAACAUUAUGAAGACGCUUUGAAAGCUUGUAUGAAAGACUAACAGAGUGUAAUGGAUACUGUAAAUAUCACAGAGAUGACCUCCUGUAUCCUUUGCUGGAUUGAAUUAUGGAAAUUGAUGAGAGCAUUUCUUUUACAUUUCAAAAGUUAGAUUGUUGUUUACUGAACAUGACAUUGAUAUAAGAGUGAGACAGGAUUUCUUACCUUUGGAUGUUCCUGUUUGUAAAGGUUUUGUUGUUGUUGCCAAAUGACAUGCAUCAUAUUCUGAGUCUCAGUAUUCUGAAGUAUUUUAUAACAGUCACUGAUUUCUAUCUUCACAUGUGUAUAUGAAUCCAAAGCUAUGCAGUAAGAUGUCUCUGAGAUGCUCUGUAACUUGUACAAAAUAUAGAAAUAAAGUGCAAUUUAUUUUAAAA